Molecule: messenger RNA, 447 nt
Organism: Iphiclides podalirius (scarce swallowtail)
Lineage: Eukaryota; Metazoa; Arthropoda; Insecta; Lepidoptera; Papilionidae
Source: the annotation of a GenBank genome assembly
AUGGUGCGGGUUGAAUUAUCGAUAUUCCGACGCGGCGGGGGCCGGCCUUGCGGGGUUGGCGUGCGCGCGCGCCGAUCGCCCGCCAGAUUGGCGGUCAGUGGGGCUGUCCCUGUUAAGGAAUUGUCGAUAACCUAUCUCUGGUGUCGCGUCACUAGGCGUAGGUUCGUGCGCUAUCGGAUCGGGCGACGGGCGUGCAAUGGAGCGAAUGGAGACAGCCACCCGCCGCUCGCCGCGCGUACGCGCCCAUCCCGCGGCCGCGACAGGCCCACCUAUGCGUUCGCUAUCGGCGCGGACGCCCCUCGCGUGGCCAAUAAAUCGCGCCGCGACGCGCGUACAAAUUGGCGGGGCGAUCGCAUCGCGGAGCCUUGUCGCGGUCGGCUUGUUAACGCGGCGCGAUGCCGCGAUUCCCGUGUCGCGUCGCCCGUGACUGCCCACGGAUGGGGCGCG